This is a messenger RNA of Drosophila miranda, 2190 nucleotides long. RefSeq lists its product as uncharacterized. Gene Ontology annotation, biological process: central nervous system formation; regulation of Toll signaling pathway; innate immune response. The transcript is spliced from 4 exons. Gene Ontology annotation, molecular function: growth factor activity; Toll binding. The record is from RefSeq and is a predicted model, not a curated record. Gene Ontology annotation, cellular component: extracellular region. The coding region runs from base 633 to 1958 and encodes 441 amino acids. Lineage: Eukaryota; Metazoa; Arthropoda; Insecta; Diptera; Drosophilidae.
UGUUGUUUCUCCGUUUCAUUUUUGUUGGUGUUUUUUUUUGUAACAAACGAGUUUUAGCCUCAUUAGAAUGGGCCCAAGAAGUGGAAAACAGAAGAAUGAAACGAGACCUUAGUCUUUGACCCAAUUUCCCCUUAGACGGAAUUCAAAUUUGUGCUGUGAAUCAUGUCACGAAGUCAAGAGAUGCCACAGCUUGGUUUUUCGGGAUCAACGCAUCGUACCCCAAAACAGGCAGAAUCACUUGGGCAUAAAACAUCACAAACAUCCUCACAGAUUGAGGAAGAGCAGUAGUGGCAAUGACAGAGAAAUUCCAAAGUGUCUAAGACUACAGCCAGGCCAGCCGCCCUCACCAGCACAAAAGAGAUGUUACUGACUUGACCUGAAUCUCUUUGUUGAACUUUUGAUUUCAUUGAAGUGGCCAGAAUUUCAGGGAAAGUUCCCAGUCGCCUGUCUCCUGUCCCCUGGGCCACAGAACUUAAUGGUCAAGUGAGCAGCAGGCCCACAGAGAUGCAAAGAUCACAGACUCAGUCUCAGUCUCGGAUCUCAGUUUCAGUUUGGUUUCAGUUCAAUUUUCAGUUGUCGGGUUUGUUUAUUUUCAAGCCCGCAACUUUCGCGCUUUCGCCAAACAACAAAAAAUGUCUCAGACGGAGAGAGAGAGAGAGCAUUUCGUUCCACACAAUGCGAAAAUUCUCAGCUUUCUGCUGCUGGCCCACUUGGGUCUUGGCCAGUCGCAGCAAUCGCCCGCAACGGACUACGGUGAGGCGCAGCCGCCUGAAGGCUACUACGCCUUUGUGGAGUCCCCGAACGCCUUGCCACCAAGGGUCAGGCCGCCACCGUAUACCUUCGUGAAUUCGGACUGUAAGGAUGUGGCUGCGGGCAAGAAGUCGACCGUCUCCGUGCACAACAUCUGCGGCGAUCUGAACAAGGUACAGAUACCCAAGAAUCCUCUCGGACAAAACGUACUUGGCGAGCCCUAUCCCUUCGAGCUUAUACGCAACCAGACGCUGAAGUUCCUCUCGAAGACUCUGCCCGUGCUGAAGGCCGACGACACCUUGCCCAAGGUCACCCAGAUCAUACGCGACGAGCCCGUGGAGCCGCUGGACAACAACAACAUCGACAGGCCCUCUCCCGGCUCCGGAUCCACACGCAUUCGUCGCAGCGUCCCCGAUGGCAUACAGUCCAAUGAGUACAUCUACUUCGAUCGUGCUUUGGACGAGGAGGACGGACACCAUCAGCAGCAGCAGCAGCAGCGAGAGGAGCAACAGAAAAGAGCCGCCGAAGAGCGCAAACCCCGAAAGUUCUGCGAUGGCGGUGGUGUAUUCUGCACAUUAUAUCGGGCCAUUCAUGGAGACACUGGCAGUGCUGCCGCUGCCACGCCCACAGCAGAGAGACGGGAGGAAGUGGGACCCAUUAGAUAUGAGGGUCCGCCCACACCCUGCCCCGCCAAGGUGGAGUAUGCCACGCCAGUGUUCGCAAAGAACUACCAGGGCGCCUGGCGCUAUGUGGUCCAGAUCCCCUACGAGGGCUACUUCACCCAGACGUUGGAGGUGACGCGCUGCAUCCAGGCCAGGUGCCACUAUCUCGACGGUGGAUGUCUCUCCUCGCCCCGCUGGGUUAGCCUGCUGGUUGCAGAGAUCUUCUACCCCAAUGCGGAGGACACGGUGCCCACCAGCUCAACGACCACCCAGGCGCCCUCGGUGCAGGACUUCCAGGCCUAUCAGCAGUACCUGCAGAAGCGUGCCGGUGUGGCCACCGCCUCCGAUGGCACCUCCUCCACGGGUCCGAAUGGAGCCGGAGCGGGUGCGGCGCCAGCCGAUGCCCACUGCGAUGGGCACGAUGAGCUGGGCUGCUUCCAGGUGCGCCUCUACUACGACUGGUUCUUGAUCCCCGGCUCCUGCAAGUGCUGGCGUCCGGACUACUUUGCCAAAUACGUGCGCCGGAAGUCAGUGGCCGAUUUGUGAGAGCUCCAUGAGAUCUUUAGAUCCUUAGCAGAAGUAUACUCUUUAGCAGUUAAGAGAGAAGGAUCGAGAUGAAGGGCUCAUUCUAGUGAUCCUGGUGAAGCAUCCAUCGGCUAGGAUUGCGUAGAGUCUGCAGUUCGUGACAGAUCCCAGAUACAAUUUUAACUUAGGCGAUUAGCUCCCUCUUUGACUGAUUAAGCCAGGCGCAUUGAAUUUCUACUAAUAAAUAAAUAUA